AUGACUAGGAAAAAGGUAAAACUGGCUUUCAUAACUAAUGAUUCGGCAAGAAAAGCAACCUAUAAGAAAAGGAAGAAGGGUCUGCUGAAGAAGGUAAGCGAACUCAGCACCCUUUGCGGUGUUGAUGCUUGUGCAAUUGUAUAUAGUCCAUAUGAAUCUGAACCUGAGGUUUGGCCUGGCCCGGUGGGAGUUCAACUCGUGAUUUCACGGUUCAAAAGAAUGCCAGAAAUGGAGCAAAGCAAGAAGAUGGUGAAUCAGGAGGGCUUCAUCAAGCACAGGAUUGCCAAAGCCAAUGAACAGCUGAGGAAACAAUGCAAGGAAAAUCGCGAGAAGGAGAUGACUGAGGUGAUGUACCAAUGCUUGACUGGAAGAGGUAUACAGGACCUGAUGAUGGCGGACUUGCAUGAUCUGGGGUGGCUUGUUGAUCAGAAUGUAAAGAAGAUUGAGAAAAGAAUUGAAUUUGUCAAGAAAAUGGCUCCUCCUCAACAAGCUAAGCCGCCAACAACACCACCAGGUGAACCAUCAAUGCCUGUGGAUGGGAUUCCAAGGACUGGCUGGUUCAACCAGUGGAUGAAUAACCCUGGUCAAAACAAGGGUUCUGGUUCUGGGAAUGAGAUGACUAUGAAAUUCCAUGAGAAUCACAAUUUUAUGUGGUCUAGUGCCUUUUUUCCUUGA
This is a messenger RNA of Coffea eugenioides, 675 nucleotides long. Its product is annotated as agamous-like MADS-box protein AGL80. The coding region runs from base 1 to 675 and encodes 224 amino acids. The record is from RefSeq and is a predicted model, not a curated record. The transcript has a single exon. Lineage: Eukaryota; Viridiplantae; Streptophyta; Magnoliopsida; Gentianales; Rubiaceae. Gene Ontology annotation, biological process: positive regulation of transcription by RNA polymerase II. Gene Ontology annotation, molecular function: RNA polymerase II cis-regulatory region sequence-specific DNA binding; DNA-binding transcription factor activity, RNA polymerase II-specific; protein dimerization activity.